UCCGCACAAGUGUUCAGUCUCCGCGGGCAUCUGGAGCUCACACAACAUCCGAGGAGAGCAUUCUGUGCGGCGUCUGUGUAGUGUUGUGUGACCGAGAGUCGAUGAUGCGUGAGAGGAGACGUUUCGAAUGGUGAAAAGGCGCCCAAUUAUGAACGGAUUUUUGGAAAUUGCCCACUGAGUGCAAGAUGCGGUGCCAAGUGCCUUUGACUGUGUUUGUUCUGUGCGUUUUUGGACACGCUGGCGGCCAGGAGGCCGAUAUCACGCCGGUCAUAGGCCGGAAGGGGACGAGGUGCUAUGACAAGUUCAAUAAGCCUCAGAGGUGUAUACCUGAGUUCGAGAAUGCAGCUUUCAACGUUUUAAUGGAGGCGACGAAUACGUGUGGAGAGCAUGGCAAGACGGAAUAUUGCGUUCAGUCGGGAGUAACAGGACUCAGGAAAUCUUGCGAAGUGUGUUACCCCAACGACCACCAAGCCAGAUACCUCACUGAUUUUCACAACCAGGACCAGCCCACGUGGUGGCAGUCCGAGACGAUGUAUGAAGGGAUCCAGUUCCCUAAUCAAGUGAAUCUGACGCUUAAACUGGGAAAAGCGUUCGAUAUUACCUAUGUAAGACUGUGGUACUACUCGCCGAGGCCUGAGAGUUUUUCGAUUUUCAAAAAAACGGCGGAGAAUGGGAGCUGGAUUCCCUACCAAUAUUACAGUGCGACAUGCCGGGACACCUACGGUCUUCCAGACACCCAGCACACAACACGUGGGGAAGAAACUAGAGCCCUUUGCACGUCCGAAUAUUCGGAUAUCUCGCCCCUGCGUGGUGGAAACGUUGCGUUUUCCACGCUAGAAGGCAGGCCAUCUGCUUACAAUUUCGAAGCUAGUCCUGAACUUCAGGAAUGGGUGACAGCUACGGAUAUUAUGAUCGUCCUCGACCGUCUCAACACCUUCGGCGACGAAGUCUUUGGUGACCAGCAGGUCCUCCGCUCCUAUUUCUACGCCGUUGCCGACGUCGCUGUAGGAGCUCGAUGCAAAUGCAACGGCCACGCUUCCGAAUGCAUCACUUCCACCGGAGUCGACGGCUCCAGAAGAAGGGUGUGUAAAUGUGAACACAAUACAGCCGGCCCGGACUGUAAUGAAUGCUUACCGUUCUAUAAUGAUGCUCCCUGGAAAAGAGCUACCGCUCGAGAUGCGCAUGAAUGUAAACAAUGCAAUUGCAACGGGUUUUCUAAUAGAUGCUACUACGACGAAGAAUUGUACCGAUUGACCGGACACGGAGGCCACUGCUUGGACUGCACAGCUAACCGAGACGGUCCCAACUGCGAACGCUGCCGGGAAAAUUAUUACAUGCGUGAAGACGGCUACUGUAUCGCCUGCGAGUGCAACGAGAAAGGCUCCCGGAGCCUCCAGUGCAACGCCGAGGGCAAGUGCCAGUGCAAGCCCGGAGUCACCGGAGAUAAGUGCGACAGGUGCGCUGUCAACUAUUACGAGUUUAGCGCCACCGGGUGCAAAAGCUGCGGAUGUUCGGAAGCCGGCUCUGUAAACAACGAGCCCAACUGUGAUCCCUACACUGGAGUUUGCUACUGCAAGGAAAACGUCGAAGGGAGAAGAUGCAGGGAGUGCAAGCCCGGCUUUUUCAAUUUAGACAAAGAUAACGAAUUCGGGUGCACUCCGUGCUUUUGUUACGGACACUCUUCCGAGUGCUACUCUGCGAGAAAUUACGCCAAGCAUUUAAUAGACUCGGUAUUUUCAAGAAGUACCGAACGGUGGCAAGCUGAAGAUGAGUAUGGUCGAGAUGUGGAAAUUGAACACGUUCCUUUAGCGCACAGUAUUAAAGCUGAAGCACGAGGUGACGAGACUGUUUACUUCUUGGCAAAUGAAAGGUUUCUGGGCGAAAGGAGGUUCUCCUAUAACCAACUCCUGCAGUUCAGUCUUUGGAUAGGUGACUACGAUCGGCCUAUACCCACCGCUACUGAUAUUAUCCUGGAAGGAGGGGGAGCGUCGGUCACCAACACCAUUUUCGCGCAACAAAACAAAAUUCCAACAAACACGAAACAAAAGUACAGUUUCCGUCUCCAUGAGCACCCCAACUACGGCUGGCAACCCCGCCUCUCAGCCCGCGCUUUCAUGUCCCUUUUAGACAACAUCACGGCCAUCAAAAUUCGCGCAACCUACGCCCCUCAAGGUGUCGGUUUCCUCACCGACGUGAAGCUCGAGACAGCGGCCCAAAAAGUGGCCGGUCCUCCUGCUCUUUGGGUCGAACAGUGCGUCUGCCCCAACGGCUACGUGGGCUACUUCUGCGAGUCGUGCAAGCCCGGCUACCGCCACUUUCCUUCACUUGGAGGCAGAUUCAUGCCUUGCAUUCUUUGCGACUGCAACCAACACGCGCAAAUUUGCGACUCCGAGACCGGACGAUGCAUUUGUGAGCAUAACACAGCCGGCGAAAAUUGCGAGUUUUGUGCCAGGGGAUACUAUGGAAAUGCCCUCGGAGGCACUCCCGAUGACUGCAAACCGUGUGGGUGCCCCGAUGGCGGUGCUUGUAUCCAAGUGGAUGAGGAUAUAAUUAUGUGUACGGAGUGCCCGGUGGGUCAUACGGGACAUAAGUGCGACUCUUGUUCAGAUGGGUACUUUGGGGACCCCACGGGGAGGUUUGGGCCGAGACAGCCUUGCACUCAGUGUGACUGUAACUUGAAUAUUGAUCCAAACGGCAUCGGGAAUUGUAACACGACCACGGGAGAGUGUUUGAAGUGUAUCCAUAAUACAGGGGGGCCUAAGUGUGAAGUGUGUUUGCCGGGGUAUUACGGUAAUGCCUUGGCGUUGCCAAAAGGGGACUGUCAGCCGUGUGAGUGUAACCCAGCAGGAACUGAAUCGAAUGGAGGGUCAAUCGAGUGUGAUCGGAUCACUGGGUCGUGUCAUUGCAGACCUCAUGUUAUUGGCAGGAAUUGUGAUCAGUGUGAGGAUGGAUAUUUCAAUUUGAGGAGUGGAGAAGGGUGCCAUUCUUGUAACUGUGAUCCUAUUGGUUCCUAUAACCAGACAUGCAAUGUAUACACUGGGCAGUGUUUUUGUCGACCGGGAAUUACAGGUCUUCGCUGUGACCACUGUGAGCCUUUCAAAUACGGAUUCUCUUCCGAGGGCUGCAAGGAAUGCGAGUGUGACAAAAUCGGUUCGAGAGACCAUCAGUGCGAUCCUUCUGGACAAUGCCCGUGUUUGGAUAACGUUGAAGGACGCAGAUGUGACCGAUGCAAGGAAAACAAAUACGACCGGCAAAGAGGCUGUAUCGACUGUCCUGAAUGUUACAACUUAGUCCAAGACGCGUCAAAAGAACACCAAGAAAAACUCUCAAAACUCAGCGACAUUCUUGAUGAAAUCGAAAGACGGCCAACUGUUAUAGACGAUGACGAAUUUCCAACAGAACUGGAAAAACUCCAAACCAACAUUGAUGCUUUCCACGAAAAAGUGAAGAAUGCGACUGGAGAGAACAGUAUCAUCCAACAAGUCCGCGACAUAAGAAACCGAGAGAAAGAAAUAUCACGGACACUUUCCGCCAUCGACGAAAAUGUCUAUCUCGCCAACGAAAAAGCCACCGCCGCUGAGCACAACAUCGAAAACACUGACAAUCUUUUAGCCGAAACUGAAGACAAGUUGAACGAUGCAUUCGAAGAUCUGGACGUUCGUGGAAGAAAAGCUCUAGACAGUGCAUGGAAGCGGGCCCAGAUUGUAGGUCAACAAUCCGAUCGGAUGACCCAAAUUGCCCACGAAGCUCGGGAAAUUGCCGACCAACUUGAUGCCGACGCGGACGCUCUAACCCAAAAAGCCAACGAGGCUAAGAACAAAUCGAACGAAGCUUACGAAAUUGCCAAAAACGCCAUCAGAAAACAAAAUAAUGUUAGCGAAACGGAAAGACAAAUACGAUCAGAACUAGUAAAUACCGAAAUCAAACUCAACAAAACCAAGGAAUGGACUCAGGAAGUCAGCGACAGAGCGCGAGAAACGAAGAAAGACGCUUUAGCUUUGCUAAACGAAGUCACUAAUUUAGUCAUUCCCGAAAUUGACAUUCCGAAACUUAAGGAAAAAGCGAAGAGAGUCAAACAAGAGGCUUUGCAGUUGCGAAACGACACCAAUAAGAUUCUUUCCGAGAGUAAUAAACUGUUGGUGGAGAUUGACGAACAGUUGUUCAGAGGGCGCGAACAACUUGAUCGUGCUAAUAUUCAACAAGACGAUACUGCCGAUUUGUUGCAGGAAAUAUAUUUGUAUAAAAGUCACGCCGAAGCUGCCGUUAAGAUGGGCAACAACAUUUUGAACUCGACCAAAGAAACGUACAAAAUUUUGACACAUUUCGAUAAACAGGUGCAGGACAGUAGAGCCGCCUCCGAAGAGGCGUUAAAGGAAGUCGAUGAAAUCCAAGAGAUGAUUGAUGAUGCGUUCGACAAGGCUACAGAUGCGGAACUGACGCUUCGGGAAGCCAAAGGCAAUGCUGAUGCAGCGCUGAAGAGGGCACUCCAAGCGAACGAACUUGCCAAAAACGCCUCAGCUAACGCCGAAAAUAUCAAAAACGACGCCGAUUUGCUGUUCCAGAACGCCUCAGGCUUGAACGAAGAAGCGGAUUUGAUGGCUGAUCGAGUGGAGGCGACCCAGUCGGCUUUACGGACCCUUAUUCAGGAAACGAGGUCGAAUGAUACGCUGAUCAACCAAGCCAAAGAAAAAGUCGGACGGGCUGGUAAAGAGACUGAAGAAGUGUCGAAGAAAGUCAGCGACUUGACGAAGAAUGUGCAAAGUAUUUUAGCCGAAUUGGGGAAUUUGCCACAAAUUGAUGACAACGAGUUGGACGUAUUGGAGAAGGAGCUGCGGAAGGCUGAAGAAAAAGUCAAUGAAGCUAAACUUGACGAGAAACUGAAUGACUUGCGGGAGAAACAAAAGGGACAGAACGACUUGAUUAAUUUUUACAAGACGCAAAUUGAUCAACUGCAGAGGGAAGUUGAGAACGUUGAACAAAUAGCGAAGGCGCUUCCUGAUGGCUGUUUCAAGCGACUCGAACUUGAACCUUAAAUUCGUUCAGAUACUUAUCCUUGUAGAUUUAGGUUAUAUACUAUAUUUUUUCAUAGUUUUUAAUACCAAAGAUUCUAUCACAAUUUUACACUAAGAUAUUUUUAUUACGUAGUUUCAUUACUGCCAUAUUUUGUGUUCUAAAAGUGUUAAGUAUACUCAAUUCUUUGUUGUAAAUAUUGUGUAUAAUUUGGAACAAUAAAAUUUCAAUUUUAUUGGAUUUUGUCUUUCGCCGAAACCGGUGCAUUGUACUUUUAUUAAAUCCUUAUCAGUAGAUUACGAAUCUUGUGCAAACAGCGUUGUAUUUAUAUUACUAUUAGUUUGCAACACGACACAGAAAUGGGUACAUUGAUAUGGAUUUUUUGUUGCAUCUAUUUUUGUGCUGUUGGUGCUGCAAAGAACAGUAAACUCGAACAACAAAAGUGUUAUCAAAGUGUAAACAUUAGCUAUGAUGAAUUAACUCGACUUAUCGAUCUCUUUAAUUCAUCAUCUUCUUCGGUUAACGUUUCUAAAAUAUAUGACCUGAAUAAUCUCGAAAAAAAUAUCAAUGAAUUGCAGACAAUAGAGGAAGAAACGAGAAAACUGAAAGUGAAGCAAGAUAACAUUCUUACAAAAUUAAAUGACACAGAACAAAGUAUAAAAAAAGAUCAAAACUUGGUCGAUGAAAUAUUGCAAGAGUUGUUAAAUUUUUCAAACUAUAACAGUUCAGUUAAUGAAAUUUUGAAUGAGGCCGAAAAAUACAAAAACAAAAUUGAAGACUCGGUUAGGAUUGGGAGAAAUGUAUCUGAAGUGUGCCACCAAGGCCUAAACAAAUACAAAGAAUUUGAAAGUGUUCUAAAUGGACUUGUGAAAAGUUAUAAUGAUGUUGGUAAAAUAUACGGUGAGGAAAUGAAUAGAGCCAAGAUUGUAAAUGAAAGGGUGGAUCAAAUACUCAAAGAAACAGAAAAUGUGAAAAAAUAUUUUGACGAGAUUAAACUUCCUGUAAAUCUGGUUGAAAAUUACAUAAAUGACUCGGAAGAAAGAUUGAAACAUAUUAUCGAAUAUUUGAGAAAUAAUACGAAUGUACUAAAGGAGCUUUUAGAAGAUUCAAGUAAAAAGUUCAAUCAACAGUUGAUUAAUAAUGGAAAAGCGGUAGCAAAAAGUAUUUCAAAUAUUGAAAAUAAUGUCAAUGAAAUGAAUAUAGAAUUAAACAAAUAUGAAAACACUUUUACAAAAACAGGAUUUCAGCCUACAGUUGAUAAACAGUCGGAGAAAUUACUCCGUGACAUAAAUGAUGAGCUGGCGAAUUUGGAAAAGAUAUUCGACGAUAUUGAUUUUACUGAAGAUGAGAAAAAAACUAUAUUAAAGUAUGACACAAGAAAAUAUUUAGCAGAUAUUAGAGAAAAAAAGUUGCUUCUAAAAGAAUACACGCAGAUUCUAGACGUUAUACCAAGUGACGAAGAAAUAAAAAAAACUAAAAAAGAAAUCGAAGACCUGGAGGUGGCUAUUGAAUCUACUGAAAAGCUACAUAAGCUUGAGUCUGAGUUAGAUGGUCUUAUAGAUGUUUCAGAACAAAUUAGAAAUACGUCUUGUAACGUGACUUCGGGGCUUCCCACAUAAUUGCAUAAAUAAACUUUAGCAAAUUUA
Tribolium castaneum (red flour beetle) is the source of this 6656-nucleotide messenger RNA. It is a transcript of the gene LanB2, whose product is annotated as Laminin B2. NCBI's taxonomy places the organism in Eukaryota, Metazoa, Arthropoda, Insecta, Coleoptera, Tenebrionidae. The coding region runs from base 186 to 5033 and encodes 1615 amino acids. The record is from RefSeq and is a predicted model, not a curated record. The transcript is spliced from 13 exons. Gene Ontology annotation, cellular component: basement membrane. Gene Ontology annotation, biological process: substrate adhesion-dependent cell spreading; tissue development; animal organ morphogenesis.